CAAAGGGAAUUCAGAAACAAGAAAAGGGAUGUCUUCGAAGAUAUACUUGAAGAGCGGCGCCAGUCGAGUGACCUGAGAUACGCCAUGAAAUGUUUUUCCCCUGUGAUCUACAGAAGUCUUGUACCAUGCAAGGCAAGUGCCCUGAAAACCAUGGUGUUGCACUCCGAGCAGCUGCAAUAUGUUAUCAAACAGAUCAGUUUGGAAUCUGAAGAAUCAUGUGAUGUUAUUCAGGAUCAGGCAGCUGAGAUCCUUGAUGAAAUGGGUCAAAAUUUAAAUCUUGCAGCUAUUCGAAUGUUUGCUCUCAGCUUGAGCAAGAUCUUCAAAGCACUAUUCCAAAAAGUUUGUGUCAACGAGGAGGGCAUACAAGGGUUGGCUCAAGCUAUUCAUGAGCAUCCGGUUGUACUUCUACCAAGUCAUCGGAGCUACAUUGAUUUUUUGAUGAUGUCCUACGUAUUGUACACUUAUGACCUUGCACUUCCUGUCAUUGCAGCUGGGAUGGACUUCAUGAGCAUGAAAAUUGUUGGUGAGCUGCUUCGUAUGUCUGGUGCCUUUUUCAUGCGACGUACAUUUCGAGGAAAUAAAUUGUACUGGGCAAUCUUUGCUGAAUAUGUGAAGACUAUGCUGCGGAAUGGAUAUGCUCCAGUGGAGUUCUUUGUUGAAGGUCAAAGAAGCAGAACCUGCAAGACCUUAAACCCAAAGUUUGGUCUUCUUAGUGUAAUCAUGGAGCCAUUUUUCAAAGGGGAAGUGUUCGAUACAUAUCUGGUACCAAUCAGCAUUAGCUAUGAGCGAAUACUAGAGGAGUCUCUUUAUGCUUAUGAGCUCCUUGGAGUACCCAAGCCCAAAGAAUCUACAUCAGGUUUGCUAAAGGCUAGGAAAAUUCUUAGUGACAACUUUGGAAGCAUUCAUGUGUUUUUUGGAAAACCAAUGUCUUUGAGGUCUCUGGCCUCUGGAAGACUGAACAGAUCCCACUAUAAUCUCAUUCCCAGAUAUCUUUCUCAGAAACCUUCAGAAGAUAUUCAGAAGUUUAUUUCUGAUGUGGCCUAUAAAGUAGAGCUUCACCAAAUAGCCAACAUGGUACUCAGCCCUGGAGUCUUGAUAGCCGCCAUUUUGCUGCAGAAUUUUCCGUCACUCAGUUACAAUCUAUUAGUUGACAAGACUUUGUGGCUGAAGGAUUUAACGGAGGCCUUUGGGGGAUAUCUAGAGUGGCCUGACAACAUGUCUGCUAGUAAAGUGGUGCGGUCCAGUCUAGACCUUCACGCAAACAUUACAAAGCUUGUCGAUGGUGAGGUCUUCCUGUUUGACAACAACCCAAGUGGCGUACUCACGGAAGAGCUGGUGUUCAGCAGAGCAGUCGCUGUAAUCAUGUGCGCCUCCUACAGGAAUCAGAUGGUUAAUAUAUAUGCAAGACCUGCUCUGGUGGUCCUGGCAAUGAAAAUGGCACAAAGUUCCAGGAGUGAGGAUGUUUACAAAGUGUUUGACUUUCUACGAAACCUUUUUUCCAAAGAGUUCAUCUUCUUUCCUGGUUUUGAAAAGAAAGAUUUUGAAGAAGGCUGCUUUCUGCUAUCCAAAUGUGAUGUGGUUCAAGGCAGUCCACAUGAAAUGGUUAUGACGGAGAAAGGGAUCAAUACAGCUGCGUUUUUGUUGAGAAUGUUUCAGCCUUUUUUUGAUGGAUACCGGCUUGCCUUCAGGCACCUAUUAGAGGACAUGUCUAAGAAAUGGUCAGAACAGCAAUACGUAUCUACUGUGAGGAGUUUUGUAAUGCAGUGUAUCCUAGCUGGAACCACUACUUGUUAUGAAGCCUUAUCUUCUGAUAUGCAGAAGAACGCACUAGCAUCAUUUGUACAUCUGGGUCUUGUGAAAGUUGGUAAACUUGAAGGACAGUCCACUUUUACUGUGAAUGAGGCUGCAAUUGCAGAUUUUGCAGGAAAACUUGGAUUGCAGGUGCCAGUAGAAAAGCCACCAGUGGCACGACUUUAA
Molecule: messenger RNA, 1977 nt
Organism: Staurois parvus
Lineage: Eukaryota; Metazoa; Chordata; Amphibia; Anura; Ranidae
Source: the annotation of a GenBank genome assembly